Molecule: messenger RNA, 2712 nt
Organism: Penaeus vannamei (Pacific white shrimp)
Lineage: Eukaryota; Metazoa; Arthropoda; Malacostraca; Decapoda; Penaeidae
Source: RefSeq, a predicted model, not a curated record
ACGUAGCAGAGACCCGAAGGAAAUUUUUUUGGGGCUGUUUUUUCUCCCCAGAUUUUCUAUUUUUCGGCGGAAUUCCAGGUCGGCUUUUUGAUUCUGCUUUCUCCAUUCGAGAAACUGCAAUACCCACAAAGAUGGCAUUCCCCACGCGACCUCCGCUUAUGCCAGGGGUGCCAAUCUCAACAAUGAUGGGGACACCCUUUACCCUAGCACCUAAUAUUGUGCCAGCAGUUGGCAUUCCCAUAUCACAGAUUCCUACACCAAUCUCAAGCCGUCCUCAGAUGCGCCCCAUCACAACGAGCUCCACCAGUAAGCCCACGCAGAACACCACCACCAACCAUGGAAUAAAGCCGCCCAGCUACUCGAAACGACUUGAGUCAUCAGGGCCGGCUGUAACGGUGUUUGUGGGCAACAUCACGGAGAAAGCUCCUGAUGUGAUGGUGCGGCACAUUCUCAACACAUGUGGCACAGUGUUGAGCUGGAAGAGGGUUCAGGGGGCAUCUGGAAAGUUACAAGCAUUUGGAUUUUGUGAAUUUGGCAAUCCUGAUGCAGCUCUGCGGGCAAUUCGCCUUCUUCAUGAUUAUGAGAUAGCGGAAAAGAAGCUGGUUGUCAAGGCAGAUGCAAAGACCAAAGAAGUUCUAGAGGAGUACAAAGAAAAGAGAAAAAAGGCCAAGCAAAAUGGCGACUCAUCUCCCUUGCAAGAUGAGGUGGACGAGGGCGACGACUACCUGGAUGAGGACAUGAGGGUGGAGGACACAGCCGCCCUGAGCCGCAUCAACAGCAUCUUGGCCGACCACAAAAAGGAUAUCAUGAAUUACGUCCCACCUCCGAACAAGCACGACAUGAGAGAGAAGAGGAUGUCAAGGGUCCAGGAGAAGCUUGUUGCGCUCUCCAGUGGGGCCGACAUCGCGAAUAUCCCCACCACAACCAACUUAGAUGACAUGGAGGAUGUGGAGGAGGGAAAGAAGGAGCUCAUCACGCGUGAAAUCACCCAAUUCCGGGAACAAAUGAAGAAACAGGAGGAAGAGAAGGAGAGAGAGAGGAGGUUGAGAGAGAAGGACAGGGAGCGGGAGCGAGACCGCGAGCGAGAAAGGGAGCGGGAGAGAGACAGAGAGAGGGAACGAGAAAGGGAGAGGGAGCGAGAGCGAGAGCGAGAAAGGGAGAAGGAGAGGGAGCGAGAACGGGAGAGGGAAAGGAGAGAACGGGAAGAGAAGCUGAAGCGGAGGUCUCGUUCAGGUUCCCGAGGAGGCAGCUUGCGAAGGUCACGCUCUCAGUCAGUGGAAAGCCGCAGAGUGAAGAAAGAUAAAAGGUAUUCCAGAUCUAGAUCACCCUCACCUGUACGAAAGAGUGAGAGGGAUUUACUAAGGGAGAAAGAAGAAGAAGCAGAAGACAAAGAACGCAAGGAACAGGAGAGGAAAGUUCGGAAAAAAGAGAUGCAGUAUCAGGAGAGAUUAAAGAACUGGGAGACACGUGAGCACAAGAAGCAGAAGGAGCUCGACCGUGAGAAGGAAAAGGACCGCAUGAAAGAGCUGGAGAGAGAGAAGGAGGCAAGGAGGCUCAAGGAGUUCCUCGAAGACUACGAUGACGAGAGAGACGAUCCCAAAUACUACAAAGGCCAUGCAUUCCAAAGAAGACUUAUGGAGAGGGAGCAAGAGAAGGAGAUGGACACUCGGGACCGUGUCAAGGAGAAGGAGGAGCUGGAGGAGCUGCGAGCCAAAAUUCUUGCUGAAGGACAUGAUAAUCCGGAUGCUGCAUUCCAAAAGGCUUGUGCUGAAAGAGAGGAACAGUACAGGCCGAAGCUGCUUGUUAAACCUGCAGAGAAGAAGAUCCCUCCCCCAGCCCCAGCGCCUGUGGAGGCCCAGCCAGCGUUACCCCAAGCCCCAGAACAGCCACCUCUGCCUAGCGUGCCAGCAGAGUCAGACUCAGAUUCAGACGGCCACAUGUCUGAUGCCCCACCUGAGCCCAUGCCAGAUAUGGAAGACAGUCCUUCGCAGGGUGGUGACUAUGAAAAUAUGGAAGACAGUCCUUCUCAGGGUGGUGACUAUGAAAAUUCGUUCCUGUCGUCCUCUGAGAGUACACAUCAGCCCCAAAAGAGGAAGAAGUUGGAUGUCAAAGAUGUCUUUAACCAAGAUGAUGAUGACAUUUUGGCCAAAAAGAAGAAGCUGCCGUUGCCAGAGCGAACACUUACUGCCAAGGAGGAUCCUCUGCAGAAACUAUUGAGAAAUACAAUCGAACCAGGCAAAGACAAAAGUGGCAAGGAGAAGGGUGGUGGCGAAGAGAAACGCAAACAUAUCAAGAGCAUGAUUGACAAGAUUCCUACGAGUAAAGAGGAACUCUUUGCUUACCCAAUUGACUCGUCUCUUGUUGAUAAUGUCCUAAUGGAAAAGAGAAUUCGUCCCUGGAUCAAUAAAAAGAUCAUAGAAUAUAUUGGAGAGCCAGAACCCACGUUAGUCGACUUCAUCUGCUCAAAAGUUCUGGUUGGAUCCGAGCCACAGUCCCUUCUCAACGAUGUACAGAUGGUCCUUGACGACGAAGCCGAGGUGUUUGUGGUGAAGAUGUGGCGAUUACUCAUCUACGAGAUAGAAGCAAAAAAAUUAGGUGCUGUAAAGUCUUAAUUCCCCCCCCCCCCCCAUCUCACCUAUGUUAGGAGGGUCGAAUUAGCCGUUGUAAGGUUAUUUUAUGUAUCAUAUUACAGUAAAGAGAAAGUCAAUCAGG